CGCUCGCACAAGAUGGCGGUGGGGCGGCGGGAGAGUGCGCUCCCCUCGUAGAUGCGGCCGCGGCGGCCCCUGCUCCCGGCGCCCGGCGGGGCUUACAUGGCGCUGGAGGACCUGCUGCUUUGUCUCUGCUUCUCCGCCCUCGCUGUCCUGGCCGUGCAAGGGAGGCUGUCAGAAGGAGAUUCUCUGGAGCUGAGCUGUAGUGCUGGUCCUGCAAAGGUGAUACUGGAGCCAAACCAAGUGGUGAUUCUGGAUUGUAACCUGACUCCUGUUGAGCAAGUGAUCAAUAUCACAUGGAAGAAGAAUGGGUUUCCAUUAGUGGAGCAGGAACAUCUCCAUGUGCUUCCAAAUGGAUCGCUCUUCAUCUCAUCCCAGGCUGUGGCAAAGGACAGUAAAUAUCCCGAGAGGGCUGGUGCUGAGGGGAAUUAUUCCUGUGUGUCUCACACCUCCCUAGGGACUGUCACCAGUCAAACAGCUGCAGUCAGGUUUUCAACAUUAUCGCGCUUUGUCCAGCAGCCGGAGUCACAGACCGUGGAGGAAAAUGGCAUGGCCAGGUUUGAGUGCCGGAUCGAGGGGGUGCCCUCCCCUGUCAUCACCUGGGAGAAGGACCAUGAAGCUGUCCCAGCAGAACCCAGGUUUAUAACUCUUCCCAAUGGUGUCCUCCAAAUCGUGGAUGUGCAGGAGAGCGAUGCCGGGAUUUACCACUGCGUGGCAACCAACGCCGCCCGCAAGCGCUACAGCAACGAUGCCACCCUCAGCGUGGUGAAAGGUUCCCAGCCAGCAGGAGGAGAUGUCACCAUUGUUGCUGCUCCAGAGAACACCACGGUGGUGGCUGGGGAGAGUGUGGUGAUGGAGUGUAUGGCAGCUGCUGACCCCACCCCCUUUGUCUCCUGGAUACGACAAGAUGGAAAGUCCAUUUCCACAGAUGUGAUUGUGCUGGGCCGGACAAAUCUGCUCAUUCCUUCCAGCCAGCCCCAUCACUCCGGGGUGUACGUCUGCCGAGCCAACAAACCCCAGACCCGGCAGUUCGUCACCGCCGCGGCUGAGCUCCGCAUCCUCGCUACUCCCAGCAUCUCCCAGGCUCCUGAAACCAUCUCCCGCACCCGAGCCAGCACGGCCAGGUUUGUGUGCAAGGCAGAAGGAGAGCCAACCCCCACCAUCCACUGGCUGAAGAACGGGGAGCCCAUCCUCUCCAACGGGCGCGUGAAGGUGCAGAGCAGCGGCAGCCUCGUCAUCAACCAGAUCGGCCUGGAGGAUGCUGGCUACUACCAGUGUGUGGCUGAGAACAGCCUGGGCAUGGCCUGUGCCACGGCCAAGCUCUCGGUGAUCGUGCGGGAGGGUCUGCCCAGCGCUCCCAAGAAGGUCUCGGCCGUGUCCCUCUCCAGCAGCACCGUGCUGGUGUCCUGGGAGCGGCCGGAGCACAACAGCGAGCAGAUCAUCGGCUUCUCCCUGCACUACCAGCGAGCUGUGGGAACAGAUAAUGUGGAAUACCAGUUUGCUGUCAAUAAUGACACAACUGAGCUGCAAGUCAAGGAUCUGGAACCAAACACCAACUAUGUGUUCUACGUGGUUGCAUAUUCGCAGCUCGGGGCCAGCCGGACGUCCUCUUCCAUCGUUGUCCAGACCCUGGAGGAUGUUCCCAGUGCAGCCCCUCAGCUGUCCCUGUCGAGCAUGACUCCUGGUGACAUCCGUGUGACCUGGCUGCCUCCUCCUCCCGAGCUGAGUAAUGGCAAGAUAACCAAGUACAAGAUCGACUACUGCACCCUCAAGGAAGCAGAUCAGGUCACCUCCAUCGAAGUGGGUGGAAAUGAGACCCAGAUCACGCUGUACUCGCUCCAUCCCAACAAGGUGUACAAGGUUCGGAUUGCAGCCAGCACCAGCGUGGGCUACGGGGCCCCCUCCGAGUGGACCCAGCACCGCACUCCUGACAGAGACAACCAGACACAUGUUCCAUUUGCCCCGACAGAACUAAAAGUCCGAGCGAAGAUGGAAUCUCUCCUGAUAACGUGGCAGCCCCCAGCAAACCAUGCCCAGAUAUCUGGCUACAAACUCUACUACAGAGAGGUGGGCCCAGAGGAGUCCAGUGAUGAGAGCCCUUUGGAUGGUGCUGAAGAUGAGAGCUGGGAUGUAGGACCCAUAAAACUAAAGAAGAAAGUGAAGCAGUACGAGCUGACUCGACUAGCUCCUGGGAAACUGUAUGAGGUGAAGCUGGUGGCAUUCAAUAAGCACGAAGAUGGGUACGCAGCAGUUUGGAAAGGCAAAACAGAAAAGGCUCCUGCAACAGCAGUAGAUCCCCCUGUGCAGAAGGGGCCUCCACUGCCUCCAGUCCAAGUCUAUGCAGAGUCCAACAGCUCAACUUCCAUCUGGCUCCGCUGGAAGAAGCCUGACUUCACAACAGUCAAAAUUGUCAACUACACCGUGCGCUUCAGCCCCUGGGGCCUGAAAAACGCCUCUCUUGUGACAUACUACACCAGCUCAGAUGAAGACAUUCUCAUUAGUGGGCUGAAGCCCUACACCAGGUAUGAGUUUGCUGUGCAGUCCAACGGGGUUGGCAUUGACGGGCCCUUCGGCAGCGUGGUGGAGCGCUUCACCCUGCCUGACCGCCCCUCCACUCCUCCAUCUGACCUGAGGCUGCACCCUCUCAACCCCUACGCUGUGCAGGUGCACUGGUGCCCACCUGUGGAGCCCAAUGGCAUCAUUGUGGAGUAUCUCAUCCUGUACAAUGCCAACAACACCCAGCCAGAUGACAUGUGGACCUUGCUGACACGAGAAGGAAAUAUUUUCAGCACUGAAGUGCAUGGCCUGGAAAGUGAUACCAGAUACUUCUUCAAGAUGGGAGCAAAGACAGUGGUGGGAUCUGGUCCCUAUUCCAACGUGAAGGAUGUGCACACCCUCCGGGAGAAGCUGUCUGAUGUCCUGGAUAUCCACUCUGUGACAGGGAUCAUCGUGGGGGUGUGCCUGGGGCUGCUCUGCAUUCUCUUCUGUAUGUGUGCCAGCUUCCGGAACAGCAAGCACAGGGAGGCCCUGCCAGGCCUGGAUUCCCAGGCUGCUGGCAACCACAUGUACUACCACCGGAGCAGGCAAGGGGUGGCCUCUCCCAGUGCCACCUUGGACUCACAUGAGCUCGAGUCACUCAUGUCCCCACUCCCAGAGGAUGCGCCCGUGCCCCUGGGGGACAUCACAGAGCUGGCAGAAGUGCACAGCCUCAUCCACACCAGCCUCCCUGAGGACAUCUUCCAUGGGAAGAGAAAGUCUUCAUGGAAUAAAUCGGUCAACCAGGCCUGGACAAACAGCAUCACCAGAUAUGGGGAUACCAACACCAAAGAGCCUCUCUCUGCUGUCAAUGGGUCACUGAAGCUCCCCUCCAGUGCAGGGCAGAAGCUUCUCUUACAAGCUCUGGUUUAUGAUGCUGUGAUGAAUGAAGCAAAGAAAAGCCACCUGCCAGCCAGCCUCCACCAAGUAGAAGCAGAGGUCAUUGUCCAUUCUGAUUUUUCAGCCUCUGACAGAGACUACGACUCCCAGCUGCACAUCCUGGAGAGUGAAGAGACACAAAUGGAGGAGCAGGAGCCUGGAGAGCCCCCCUUGGCAGAGCUGGCUCUUCCCAUCUCUCCCAGUUCCCAGCAGGACACUGGCCAGGUGCUGGUGGACUGCACAGACAAUUUGGAGGCUCAGGCCCAGGCUGAGCUGCUCUGUACCGACACAGACACAAAGACUGACACACCAGAGGCUGUUUGCAUCCGUGGGCUCACCAAUGGCUUCCACAGGCAUGGAGAAAGUCUGGAUUCAGGGGAGAGUGGAGAUUCAGACUCCAUCCAGGAAGGCAGGAGUGAUGUGCAGCCAGUCAAGUGCCACUUGUUUUCCAUGGCACCUGAGGAGGCCCUGCUCUGUAGUAACUCUGGAUUAACCAGUCCAUCCUCAGCAGCUGAGAACAUGGCAUGUGUCCCCAGUCACAGAGAAUGAACUGAUCUGGUUUUGAUCACAGCAGAGCUGAAGCACGAGGAGAGCCUGUCCCUGGCAGGAGCUGGGCAGGUGCAGCAUCUCAGCAGAGCAGGGCUUGGAGCUGUCAGCUCUUCAGAGGCUUUGGGAAGCCAGGGGGGUUGGUAAGGGCCCCUCUUCCUGCCACUGAAGCUGAUGAGGAACUGGGUGUUGGUGGGAGCAGGACUGAACCAUCUGCCAAAGUCUGCCACAGAACCACCAUGGAGCAGAGCCUUGUGCACUGGGCUGGGGCUGGCACUUCAGCACAGCCCUCGAGGGGACUGGCACCACGUCCUGUAACGCUGGGAGGUGGCAGAGUGCACCGAGGGAUCCUUCCCAACCGCCUCUUCCCCAGGGAGUGCCCAGGCACUGCUGACUGCCUGGCAGCACUGGGAUGAAUUCUGGCACAGGAGUCCCAGGAGGGGGUGGAAGCCCUGGAAACAAAGGCAGUGAGCUCCAGAGUUGGGUUGUGUCUCUCUGUAGGAUUGUGUUUUGCUGCAGCUGCCAAAGGACACUGCUUUAGCUGGCAGGAUGUCGAUCCAUCUUUCCUCAACAAGCUUGUACUAACAAAUAGAAAGAAGAACCAGCAGUUGCAAAAGUAACCUGUGAUUCUGGGGGCAUGUAUUUCUUUUCCUUUGAGUGCCCAUGUGGAGACAUCUCAGAUGGUUUUGAUUUAGAGAGCAGCACUCAGCCUUCUGCAAGCAGUGGACUUGCUGAAAGCCUUGGAUGAACAAGUGACAUUUUCCAGUCACUUCUGAUAGUCCUGGCCAAAGUGCUUUUGGGUGGAUUUUUUUUGACGAGCAGAGUACCACCAGAGUUUUAAAAUAAAAAUGAAAUUUUUGGUCUCAUACCAGUCAAUCUGGCUUAAAAAUCAUCCAGUGACUCUUCCUGCUGAUGCUGUUUGCUUACUGCUGAUAUGUCUCUCAGCCUGGCCCUGCUGGGGGUGGACUUUUCUCUACUUUUUUUAGCCUGUCUCUGUCCUCCAGACCUGCAGGGUUUGACUGCAAAUGCUAUGAGAUUGGACCAGCUGCUUGGAGUUAACAAGGAUCAGUAAUUCUGUUCAUGGGUGUUUGGUAAAUGUUCUGCCUUCCUGGAGGAUUCAGACAUCUCACCAUUUGUUUAAAAAGUGAAGGAAAAGAUGCCCACCUUCAUCUUUUCUUACUAAAAUUCUCCCCAGGUUAUAUGGGGAAGCUGUGUGCCAACUUGAGAUCCUGUAAGAGACCUUAGAUUCUGUUUUUCCUGGUGAUGACUGGUGGAGGUGUACCACUGCUUGCAGCAUGGAGAACCUUACUUCACCAGCACCCUGCAACCCUUUGACCUGCAGCUCUUCAGCAGAUGAGAACCUGCAAGCCUCCAUGUACCCUGAUGGGAAGGAUGUUGGAGCUUCCACCUCUCCCCAGCAGGAACAUCUCCUCCCAGUAUGACACGUUGUUCUGGUAACCAGCUGGAUUUCAUUGUGAUUGCUCUGUUUCUCCAGCUGCUGCUUGGUGUCUUGAGGAGUCUCAGAAAUGCUGUUCCACACUCUGAAAGCCAUGACUCUGGGAUGCUGUGGGACAGAGACUGGAAACCAGUGCCAGUGAGCAGGUGAAGGCAGGAGUUUAUGUGUGUGCUGCUGGAGCGAGGAGGUAGAAAGGCAAGGAAACAUAACUGGGCAGAGGAAGUGUGUAAAUAACCUCCAGAACCCACUGCCACAAGACUUUGAAACUCAUGCCUUAGCAGGGUUACAGAUAAGACAGUGAAGUGUUAUUGCAGGCAAUAAGGGCAGUUCUCAGUUCUCUGGGAGCGGAUGCAGUCACACAGCUGCAAACCCUCCAACUGGGCAAGGCCGGGCACUCGCUGCAGAGAACAGGGGGACACUGUGCAGGUGCCCUCAGGUCCCAGAUAGUUCCAUGCAGAGCCUUUGCCCUUCCUCAGUGACAGAACAGGCCCUGCACAAGCACAUUGCCACUGCCACUUUCCCUCCAGGGGAAAGGAAGGGGACAGAGGCUGAUGUAGGAGUGUGACACAGUUUUGGGGGCGCUUCCUUGUGCAUGCACCCUCUGCUUUGCCUGUACAGCCUUCAGCAGUCCUACAGCCCUGAGCUGCCUGAAGGCUGUCCCUGCCUGUCACUGCAGCCCACACAAGCAGGCACAGUGGGGCACCAUUCCCUAGAUCACUUCGGGCCAACCACCAAACCACCACAAUCAUUACAAGCUCAGAGAGCUUUGGGGAGAUGCAGCAGCCCACAAUUUUGUUCAUGCAUCCCCAAAAUACUUUUUGUCACCUUAAGUUCUGAUCUCAUUACACUGUACCAGGGUGUGAAGCUGGAAGUGUUUGGCUGUCCAAGAACUGUGGUGGCCAUGGGCUCGUAGGCCAGACCUCAGUUGCAGAAAUCCAAACAGUUCCCUUGGAGCCAAGAGGUCACCAGUGCCCAGCAGCCCCAAAGCUGUCCCGGGACAAACACACAUCCACUCAGUGCUGGGUGUCCUUGUCCAGCUCAGCUGUGCCCCAGGCCCCCCCUGCCCUGAACAUGCAGGGACCUUUGAGUCUCAGCUGGAAGUGAAUCAAAGAAGACACAUAACACACAUUUGAUGUGUAAAGCUGAAACAACCAGUGCAUAUAUUUUUUUAUAAUGAAAUAAGUAGCUUUCUUGCAGAUUUCUCACAGGCACACAAACUGUUGAUACCUUUAAUUACCUAUCAUGCUUAAUAUCUGUUCCUGCACACCAGGCUCCUUUCUCCAUUUUCUUCCUUUCAAUUGCUGUUCAACUUUUUGCUGGUGUAUAUUGUUUUACAUUGUUAAAAUGUCAGGUUUGUCUCACUGGUAUAAUUUUCUAGUAUUAAUGUUACUGUUUGGCUACGCAGCUGUAUAUUCCCUAUGCUGCUGUGAGAGUCACAAUUCUCAUCCUUUUAUUUCUUUUCAUUUCUUGUUACAUGAAACAUGCAAUUCAGAUAAAAACCUCUAUCAGCUUUUUGUUGACUUGAUUCUUACUUAACAGGCAGCAAAGUUCUGGUUUAAAUAGUUCAAAUGAGAUAACUUCUAAUUUAGAGUUUGAGAUUUUUUUUACAUUACUAGCUAACAAUCAGCCCAUGAAAUAUUGCUGUGUAAGAAAACAACCAUUUUACUAGAACACUGUAUAUGGUUUUGAUCUCAUUAGUAAUAGGUGUUUGAAGGAAUCAUUGUGUCUUUUCUAAUCAAUACUUUUGUUAGAAAAGAAGUGUUUAGCCAGCAGAAAUCUACCAUCUACUUCUGUUACUGUAUUCCCUUGCUUGUAUUUUCAAGUUAAAUUUCAUUUUCUGCACAGUGCAUAAAGAUGUGUAACCAGAACUUGAUCUUGUUUGAAGGUUGUGUCUGUGUUUGGUUCCAUGCUGUACUUAUUAUAACUUUCUUUCUUCAGAAACUGUUCUUACUCCACAAAUACUCUUUAGUGUUAAAGUGUAAGAAGACUUUGUCCUUAUAUUCCUUAACUAAUGGGUUAUUAAUAAAAUGUUUUUUAAAAAGA
Catharus ustulatus (Swainson's thrush) is the source of this 7453-nucleotide messenger RNA. Its product is annotated as immunoglobulin superfamily DCC subclass member 4-like. Gene Ontology annotation, cellular component: plasma membrane; axon. Lineage: Eukaryota; Metazoa; Chordata; Aves; Passeriformes; Turdidae. Gene Ontology annotation, molecular function: protein binding. The record is from RefSeq and is a predicted model, not a curated record. The coding region runs from base 52 to 3957 and encodes 1301 amino acids. Gene Ontology annotation, biological process: axon guidance; cell-cell adhesion. The transcript is spliced from 21 exons.